UGGAUCGUCUCCAGUGACCAGACAAAUGGCAACGUGGCAACUUAGUUGUGGGUGGGGUUCGUUAGCAUAUAAAGACAUAUCGCAACUGCAGACCAUCACAGUUCUUCGAAAGGCACCGACAUGAAGUUUGUCAUUGUAAUCGCUUCCUUGGUAUCUGUAGCCUUUGCCGCCCCCCAGUACGGCUACGGAAGAGGCGGUGGAGGCUCGAGCGAGGAGAUCCCCAUCCUGAGGGACGAUCGGGACCGCGAUGACUUCGGGAGGUACAGCGUCAACGUCGAAACCGCCAACGGCAUCGUACUGGCCGAUGCUGGAGCCCCCGAAGGACCCAAGGGCGCCGUUGUGUCCUCUGGAUUUUUCUCGUACACUUCCCCAGAGGGCAUUCCAGUCCACGUGAAGUACGUUGCCAACGAAAACGGCUUCCAGCCCCAGUCCGACCUCCUGCCGGUGGCUCCCGAAUUCCCCCACCCAAUCCCCCAAUUCGUCCUCGACCAGAUCGCCUUCGCUGCUGAGGAGGACAGGCGUGGCAGUUCUUCGAGAUCGUCCUCAGGAUCUUAUGCUCCUCCUCCCCCUCGUUACAAUUAGAUUAUCUCGUUGUUGGAAAGUCGAACGAGCGAAUAUAUUUAUUACCAAAUGGCGAAUAAAUGAUGCUUCAACAUA
Molecule: messenger RNA, 657 nt
Organism: Macrobrachium nipponense
Lineage: Eukaryota; Metazoa; Arthropoda; Malacostraca; Decapoda; Palaemonidae
Product: cuticle protein CP14.6-like
Exons: 3
Coding region: 121-582 (153 amino acids)
Cellular component (GO): chitin-based extracellular matrix
Molecular function (GO): structural constituent of chitin-based larval cuticle
Source: RefSeq, a predicted model, not a curated record